Messenger RNA from Cotesia glomerata, 1287 nucleotides. Its product is annotated as E3 ubiquitin-protein ligase TRIM71-like. The transcript is spliced from 5 exons. The record is from RefSeq and is a predicted model, not a curated record. Gene Ontology annotation, molecular function: protein binding; ubiquitin protein ligase activity. NCBI's taxonomy places the organism in Eukaryota, Metazoa, Arthropoda, Insecta, Hymenoptera, Braconidae. The coding region runs from base 535 to 1272 and encodes 245 amino acids. Gene Ontology annotation, biological process: protein polyubiquitination; proteasome-mediated ubiquitin-dependent protein catabolic process.
CAACAACAACAACAACAACACUACCGCCAGCAACAGCAACAACAACUACAACUACAACUCUACCUGCAGCCGCCUCAGCAACAACUGCAAAAUUAUCAAGAUCAAAUUCAGUUACCACGACAAAUUCCGCUUAGAAUUACACUUCAAUAUUAUACCGGGUCUCUGGCACCUCAAAGAAUUGUUUUGUCUAGCAAGAUUAUAAAAAUUAAUCAAUCACGGUCACCUGCGCCGGUAUUAAUUAUUGGUAAUAACGAUGAUGGAAACAGUUUUUGCCGUCCUUGGGGCGUUGCUUCUGACAAAGAUGGAAAUAUUAUUGUUGCUGAUAGAUCGAACAACGAAAUUAAAAUCUACGAUAAAAACGGCAACUUUGUAAGGAACUUUGGAACACGUGGAAGUGGUCCAGGACAAUUUGACCGGCCCGCAGGUAUUGUUGUUGAUAAUCGCAACCGUGUUAUUGUUGUAGACAAGGACAAUCAUCGGAUUCAAAUUGUAACAAAAUAUGGUGACUAUUUAUUGGCAUUCGGUGAAAAAGGAAUGAUGAAUGGUCAAUUCAACUAUCCAUGGGACGUAGCAGUUAAUUCACGUUGUGAAAUACUUGUGUCCGAUACACGGAACCAUCGUGUUCAAUUAUUUAAUGCAGAAGGUGAGUUUCUCCGUAAAUUCGGUUAUGAAACAGCCCAGCAUAUGUGGAGAUUGUUGGAUUUACCAAGAAGUGUUAGUUUUGCUCCUAAUGGCGAGAUUCUUGUAUCAGAUUUUAAUAAUCACCAUAUAAUUGUUCUUGAUGAUAAACUUCGGAACGCUAGAAUAUUUGGUCCCGCAAGGAGACAGUUUCCAUUUUUAAGAAUACAAGGUAUGAAGGUUGAUGAUGUUGGUAACGUAAUUAUUGCUGAUUCGCGUAAUAAUAGAAUACAGAUGUUAGGUCCAGAUGGUGAUCUUAAAUUUAUAUUUGGAAAUCAGGAAAAUAAUGUAGGUCAAAAUGGUGUAGGUCAAAAUGGUGUAGGUCAAAAUGGUAUAGGUCAAAAUGGUAUAGGUCAAAAUGGUGUAUAUCAAAUCGGUGUAUAUCAAAAUGGUGUACAUCAAAAUGAUGUAUAUCAAAAUGGUGUAUAUCAAAAUGGUGUACGUCAAAAUGGUGUAGGUCAAAAUGAUGUAAAUCAAAAUGGUGUAAAUCAAAAUGGUGUAAAUCAAAUGGAUCGCCCGGCUGGUAUCGCAAUAUCUCCCGAUGGAAAAAUUAUAAUUGUUGAUUUUGGUAACAACCGGAUCUUAGUAUACUAAAAAGCAAUCCUUUUU